AGUUAGUCCCUGUGCUGACCAGCCCUGUGAGAAUGGUGGAAUGUGUUCAGUUGUUGAAGAAGGCUACAAUUGUAGAUGCACUGAUCAUUUCCAUGGAUUGAAUUGCACAAACUGCAUCUAUAAGGAUGGCUGUGACUUAGAUAAGGGGGACACGUACUACAGUGAUGGGAAUGGCGUUUGUGGAUGCUACUGUGGUGGCUGUAGACAGUUUGAUAAAAAUACAAAUCGUUGUGAAAUCUGUUCAGUCUGUUCAAGUAGCACGAGUCUGACAAUUGGAAUGUUCUUUGUGGGCAUCAUUGUUGGAGCUUUCGGGGUAAUUGGGGGAUUGAUCGUCUACACGAGGAUUAAACAGAAGACAAAAAUAGACAAGAGAAGUACGGACAAGAGUAAACAAGAUACUUACAUGGACUUCACGGCAGAUAGGCCAACUGCUGGCAAUGAAAACCAGACUUACCAGGAUCUACAAUAUAGAGAAGAAGAAACAGCUUAUGUCAAUUUGAAGUCGGGAAAGAGAUAAAAAUGUAAAGAGGAG
Anneissia japonica is the source of this 532-nucleotide messenger RNA. RefSeq lists its product as uncharacterized. The coding region runs from base 41 to 517 and encodes 158 amino acids. Lineage: Eukaryota; Metazoa; Echinodermata; Crinoidea; Comatulida; Comatulidae. The record is from RefSeq and is a predicted model, not a curated record. The transcript has 5 exons.